UUUUUUUUUUUUAAAUUGUUUUCCUUACAGAUUUUGGGUCGAAUGUCCUAGUUAAAAUGGCUUUUCCUAGCGACUUCAUGUUUUACAUUUAUUUGUAACUGACAACUGCACAUUCUUUAACUUUGUGUUACUAGCUCCCUUAAACCUAUUUCCAAGGUGAAUCCACCUUCAGGUCUCCCGGGGGCGCCAGGUGCUUUCCCCUGGACUCUAGCGCGACUGGGAGUAGGAGUAAGGGAAGUCGUGGGCAGUUGUUUACCAGCCUGUCUAGGAGCCUCUAGGACGCCGCAGGAGAAGCAGUCUGGCCCCAGGGAUCCCCGGGGUCUUACUGCCGCUCCCAGUAGGUGGCUGGGCGUCGCGGCGGCGCGCACACGUUACCUUCUUUCAGCGCUGCGGGUGCCCUUUGGUCACACAAGGGGAUUUUGUCACCUGUAGAGACACGCGCUUAGCCAUAUGUGAGUUAAUGCCGCACUGGGAGGAUGUCGUGGGCGGCGCUGUCAUACGGUGGACAGCGUGGAGGAGGCGCGAAGGGCCUCUGCAGUCAGAGGUUCCCGGACGCUGGCCGCAGAAGGCAGGUUUUCAUGCAAGUGAGGCUGUCCCCCAGUUCCUCAUCCCGUCGGAAGUAUUUCCACUUCCAGUUUUCCGCAGCAGCAGGUCUGAACCUGUGGGGCUGAGGAAAAGCCGGCGGCGGCCAGGGUGUGAGUACACCGAGAACUUUGCCUGUCUCCUUUCUCCCGCUCCCCACCCCUGGGUUGGUGUCGUCUGGGCUCUGGGGACGUCGGGGCGCUAUAUUCUUAGCCCCGCAGAAAAGGACUGAGUCUCUUCGUUUUCGACCCUUGGCUUCUUCCUGGAAUCUUUUGGGGACUCUCAACUCUGAGGCUUGUGGCUCAGCCGUGGAAUGGACUCCCUUUGGAGAUGGGGGCGCCCUUUAAGUCUGGUUAUUUCUUCCUUGUUAGAGUCCCAAGGGCUAAUUAAACUCGAGUUUGUGGACUCAAAUGCCUUCUUGCCUUCCAUUCAGUAUAAUCCUUCCAACAUUUAUUGAGCUCUGAGUUCUGGUUCCUGAGGACACAGGAAUGAUCGAAACUUCAUUCCUGGAGACCCAGCAAACUUGGAGUCAAGGCAGUCUAGACAAGGUCCACGGAGAAGGAAGCCCAGUGUUUUGUUUGUUUGUUUGUUUUAAGGCAGGGUUCUUACUCUCUUGCCUAGGCUGGUCUCAAAUUCCUGGGCUUAAGCUAUCCUCCCACCGCAGUCUCCUGAGUAGCUGGUAUGAUAAGAUGAUGCCUCCUCUCCCAGCUUUGUGUUUACAGUCAUUCCUUUGAUGAUCUCCACUUCUAACCAUUUGCCUUUUUUUCUUUUUUUGUUAAACAGACCCAGGCUGGGUUUGAAUCCACCACCCCUGGUACACAGGGCUGGCGCUCUAACCACUGAAAUACAGGUGCCCCAUUUUGUCUUUAUUAGCCCAUUUAUGUUUUUGAGUAAAAUAAACAAAUAGCUUCUUUGCUAUAUACUGAGUUGUCAUCUUUGGUAACUCAGUACUUAUUAUAAUGGAACUAAGAUCCACCAAUAUGAUACCACUUUUCUUUGCAUAUUCAAGAUGAUUUGUGUCUUCUGCAGUGAACUAACUCUUCAAUUAGUCCAUAUCACAUAUACCUCAGUUUUUCAAAGUCAUUGAAAAGUCCUCUUGUAGCUACUUGCUCCAAGGUUUAAAAUGUUUGUCCCAGAGUAAUGACUUCGUUGGAUCAUCUGACUUUACAAAUGGGAACCAAAAGCUUCCUUGUCUACUCUAGCACCCAGCCAACUUGUGAGAGUCUUACAUUUUUUUUCCUUGACUUUCCUUUGGAUCUUCCUUUUGCCUUAUAUAACUGGCUUUUUAUUUUUGUUUUUACUUGCAGCUUUGUUUUACAGAGUAGGCAUGGACAACAAACAAUAAGCAAUUUCUUGCUUAUUAACUAUCUGAGCACUCAUCCGUCGGAAAGGAUUGUGAGAGAAAUGAAGAAAGCCCUCAGAAAUGAAAUUGAUAUCUGUUGACUGGCUUGGAGCUUUGUUACUGCAGUUCCUUGAAAUGACACUGUACGGGAUGUCUGCCGAGGUUAUCCAUCAGGUUGAAGAGGCACUCGACAAAGACGAGAAGGAGAUGCUUCUUUUUUUGUGCCGGGAUGUUGCUGCAGAUGGGAUUCCGCCGAAUGUCAGGGACCUUCUGGAUAUUUUAAGAGAGAGAGGUCAGCUGUCUGACGCAGGCUUGGCCGAGCUGCUCUACAGAGUGCGGCGCUUUGACCUGCUCAAGCGGAUCUUGAAGUUGGACAGAGCGGCAGUGGAGGCCCUCUUGCGCAGGCACCCUCACCUUGUUUCAGACUAUAGGGUGCUCAUUGCAGAGAUUGGUGAGGAUUUGGAUAAAUCAGAUGUGUCCUCAUUAAUAUUCCUCAUGAAGGAUUACACAGGCCGAGGCAAGAUAUCCAAGGAGAAGAGUUUCUUGGAUCUUGUGGUUGAAUUGGAGAAACUAAAUCUGGUUGCUCCAGAUCAGUUGGACUUAUUAGAAAAAUGCCUAAAGAACAUUCACAGAAUAGACCUGAAGACAAAAAUCCAGAAGUACAAGCAAUCUGCUCAAAAACCAGAGACAAGUUAUAAAAAUGCUUUUCAAGCAUCUCUCACAAAUGUGAAUCCCAAGGAAACUUCCUAUAACUUCAGGCUCCAGAAUGGGAGAAGUAAAGAACAGAAAUCCGUGGAACAACUUGGCAUUCAAAGGGAACCAGUGAAGACAUCCAUUCAGGAAUCGAGAGCUUUUUUGCCUCAGCACAUACCUGAAGAGAGAUACAGGAUGCAGAGCAAGCCCCUAGGAGUCUGCCUGAUAAUUGAUUGCAUUGGCAAUAAUGCAGAAGUUCUUCAUGACACCUUCGCUUCCCUGGGCUAUCAUGUGCAGUCUUUAUUGCGUCUCACAGUGAAGGAAAUAGACCAGGUUCUUAACCAAGUUGCCCGAAUGCCCCAGCACCGAGACUAUGACAGCUUCGUGUGUGUCCUGGUGAGCCAAGGAGGCUCCCAAAGUGUGUUUGGUUUUGGUCAGACUGACUUAGGCUUCCCCUUGCAUCGGAUCAGGAGGCUGUUCAUGGGAGAUCUGUGCCCUUCUCUAAUAGGGAAGCCAAAGCUCUUUUUUAUUCAGAACUACUUGGUGUCUGAGGGCCAGCUGGAGGACAGCAGCGUCCUGGAGGUGGACGGGCCAGCAGUAAGCAACGUGGAACCUAAGGCACAGAAGCUAGGGCCCAGCAUGGCUCACCCAGAGGCUGACUUCUUUUGGAGUCUGUGUACAACACGUGUGUCCCUCCUGAAACGAUCUUCCAGCUCCCCAUCUAUGUACCUGCAGUAUCUCUCCCAGAAACUGAAAGAAGAAAGAAAACGCCCACUCCUGGAUCUCCACAUUGAACUCAACGACAAUGUGUAUAAUUGGAAUAGCAGAGUUUCUGCUAAGGAGAAAUACCACAUCUCCCUACAACAUACUCUGCGAAAGCAGCUCAUCUUCCCUUACAAAUGAAAAAUCAAAAGCCUUGCAGAGCCUGGGUGAGCUGGGCUCUGUGUGGGGAUGGCACGGCCCUGCGUGACUAGAAGGAAGAUGGAGCC
Otolemur garnettii (small-eared galago) is the source of this 3606-nucleotide messenger RNA. RefSeq names its product CASP8 and FADD like apoptosis regulator (gene CFLAR). Gene Ontology annotation, molecular function: cysteine-type endopeptidase activity; protein binding. The transcript is spliced from 10 exons. Bases 2006 to 3520 code for a protein of 504 amino acids. Gene Ontology annotation, biological process: proteolysis; negative regulation of extrinsic apoptotic signaling pathway via death domain receptors. NCBI's taxonomy places the organism in Eukaryota, Metazoa, Chordata, Mammalia, Primates, Galagidae. The record is from RefSeq and is a predicted model, not a curated record.